This is a messenger RNA of Oryza sativa Japonica Group (Japanese rice), 2264 nucleotides long. Its product is annotated as rust resistance kinase Lr10. Gene Ontology annotation, biological process: protein phosphorylation. NCBI's taxonomy places the organism in Eukaryota, Viridiplantae, Streptophyta, Magnoliopsida, Poales, Poaceae. The record is from RefSeq and is a predicted model, not a curated record. Gene Ontology annotation, molecular function: polysaccharide binding; ATP binding; protein kinase activity.
GUUUCUGUCUGUCUGACCCAUGGAGGCGAAGAAGAGCCAUUAACGCAAAUAUAAUAUCCCAAUAAUUCGUGUAGGAGCGUGUCUCAUCUGUGCCUGGACGACUGGUGUGGCCGUCCAACUUUGACUAGUACUACUGCUGCAGUUCGUCCACUCGCGGUCAUAAGUCAUAAGUCAUUCAUCCAGGUCUUGAAGCUGCAGCCUGCAGGCCCCUGCAGCCAUGGCGAGCUCCAUUAGUAGCAGUAGUAUUACCUACACCUUGCAGACAGCUCUAGUGAUCUCUUCUUCUUUGCUUGUUGCAGCAGAUGUUGGAGGAGGGCAAAGCAACAACCACUACUGUCCUCCUUCCUCCUGUGGUGAUCUUCACAACAUAUCCUACCCUUUCCGUCUUCAAGGCGAUUCGCGCGAUUGCGUUGCUGCUCCCCGUCCAUGGUAUGACCUGUCCUGCAGCAACACUGGCAAGGCCACCAUUCAGAUCAACACAAGAACAUACUACGUGAGUAGCAUCAACUACACCGAUCUGUCCUUCUUGGUCACCGACGCCACCAUGCAGGAUGAUGAUAGCAGCUGCCCUCUUCCUCCAUCCGAUCACCCUCCUUACAGUACUGACGAUCUGUUGGACCGUACUACAACUGAUUCUUAUGGCUUUCUCGAUUUGGCUACUUCUUCAGACAGUGCUUGGGCAUGCUUUGUGAAUUGUUCCAGACCAAUACAAGAUACUACUAGUCCAUGGUACUUCAACGAGCAUAUAACCGGCGCAAGCAUUCCGAAUAUAGCCCGUGCUAUUUUCUGGAGCGAACUGUAUUUCACACGCUGCAGAGUUGCUGGUCACGCCUACACAACAAAGUUUAUGACACUUAUGGUUAUCAUAGUAUCUGCCAUCGUUAUCAUCAAGCUCUACAAAGUUUAUGACACUUAUGGUUAUCAUAGUAUCUGCCAUCGUUAUCAUCAAGCUCUAUUUUGGUUAAUGUUGGCGCCGCUGGUGGUAUUCAUCUUCCUUGCCCACAAGUACUGGAAAACAAGGAUCACAAUCGAUGCGGUAGAGAAGUUUCUCCAGAUGCAACAGAUGAUUGGUCCAAUGAGGUACGCCUACACUGACAUCAUUGCAAUCACAUCCCAUUUUCGAGACAAGCUAGGACAAGGAGGCUAUGGCUCUGUAUAUAAAGGCGUACUGCUCCCCGGCAAUGUACAUGUUGCCAUCAAGAUGUUGUCCGGUAACUCCAACUGCAACGGAGAUGAAUUCAUUAGUGAGGUCUCCACCAUCGGUCGGAUCCACCAUAUCAAUGUAGUGCGUCUGGUCGGAUUCUGCUCGGAAGAAAUGAGAAGAGCGCUCGUCUAUGAGUACAUGCCUCGGGGCUCUCUUGAUAAAUACAUCUUCUCAUUAGAGAAGUGUUUCUCCUGGGACAAGCUGAAUGAGAUCGCUUUGGGCAUUGCAAGAGGGAUCAACUACCUGCAUCAGGGGUGCGAGAUGCAGAUUCUGCACUUUGACAUCAAGCCUCACAACAUCCUUCUUGAUGAUAACUUUGUCCCAAAAGUUGCCGAUUUUGGCCUUGCCAAGCUGUACCCAAGAGAUAAGAGCUUUGUCCCAGUGAGCGCUGCACGAGGAACAGUGGGUUACAUAGCUCCUGAGAUGAUCUCUCGGAGCUUUGGUACCAUAUCAAGCAAAUCUGAUGUGUAUAGCUUUGGGAUGCUGCUACUAGAAAUGGCCGGAGGAAGAAGAAAUGCAGAUCCGAAUGCAGCAAACUCAAGUCAGGCAUACUAUCCAUCCCGGGUGUACAAGCAGUUGACUCGACGAGAAACAUGUGAGAUCUCUGACAUUGUCGACAUGCAUGAGCUGGAGAAGGAGCUUUGCGUUGUUGGAUUACGGUGCAUUCAGAUGAGGUCAUCUGAUCGACCGACGAUGAGCGAGGUGAUAGAGAUGCUUGAAGGUGGCAGCGAUGAUCUCCAAGUUCCUCCCAAGCCAUUCUUCUGUGAUGAUGAGCAACCCCUUGGAGUAGAGCCUUACCAUCUGUCAUCUGAUCUGACUGCAAUCUCUGAAGCUGAAGAGGACGAUGACGACGAAAGCAUUAGCCUGUUUCAGAGCUUUAGCUACCAGUAACUUAGUACUAGUAGUAUGCACGUUGCGAAAUGCUGACUGCUGAAGCUGCUUAUAUAUGUGAUGAUUGUAUUUUUCUGUGUACGCUAGCGUCAUUACGCGGAGGCCCAUGUAUAUGUAGUUUUAUGAACUUAGUAUUAUCAAGCAAAGAAGUACAGUGAACUUGUCCUUA